Amphiprion ocellaris (clown anemonefish) is the source of this 2959-nucleotide messenger RNA. RefSeq names its product lymphocyte specific protein 1 a (gene lsp1a). Gene Ontology annotation, molecular function: calmodulin binding; myosin binding; actin binding. NCBI's taxonomy places the organism in Eukaryota, Metazoa, Chordata, Actinopteri, Pomacentridae. The transcript has 13 exons. The record is from RefSeq and is a predicted model, not a curated record. Gene Ontology annotation, biological process: muscle contraction. Bases 318 to 2003 code for a protein of 561 amino acids.
GAGCUUCGCUGACAUUCCCAACAAGCAUUGCAGAGCAGAGAACUGUGUGUGAUAUAGAACAACAGGAGUGUGUGUGUGUGUGUGUGUGUGUGUGUGUGUGUGGGUUUUUGCCAGUAUAUCACACUGUCUCUCUCACACAUAAUCUGAGCUGUGGGCUUCGGUGCAGCUGCAGGACGGACAGCUGCCUUCAGCGUCAGUGUCGAUCUGGAAAAGAAGAAAAAGUGGAGAAAGCUAAUCUCAGUGGCCGGUGUGAUCUGCUUGAUUUCUCGGGAGAGGAAGAUUUGAAGACAAAUAGUAGAAGACAACAAACAACAAACAUGUCCAACGCUCUGGUGAGGAGAAACUCCAGCAAAGAAGGUUUACAAAACCUCAUGAGACUGAUGGCCCAGAGGAGCAUUGAAGAUGCUGAAGAGGUGGAGAGGGAGCGUCGUCGAAGAGCUCGAGAGGCUUUACACAGGAUGAACAGUAGCUCAACACCUGAAGAGUCAUCUCCAGAGGGCGAAACGCCAGCAGAGGAGAGCAUGUAUGAUGGUGGUUGGAAGCAGAACAGCUCUCCCUCUCUGGAGGAGGAUGAAGGCUUCAGUGACUGGACUCAACGCAGAGAGAAGAGGAGGCAGCAACGUCUGCAGGAGCUCAGCCAGGGAGGAGAGGAAGACGAGGACGAAGAGGAGGACACAGGAAACAAAGCUGUACUCACAAAGAAUGCCCAGGCCUCAGUCGCAUCGUCAAGCCGGCGCCAGAGACAGGAACAGGAGGAGAGAGAAAGGGCAGAGAUGGAGAGGAGGAAGGAGCGUAAGGAGGAGGUGAUCCGAGCUGAGAGUGUGAGGAUGGAGAAAGAAAGGCAGAAGGAGCAAAGGAAGAGGGAUGAACUGAUUCCAAGGAGGUGGGAGGAGAUUCAAAAGCCAAAUACAGAGAUCAAGAAAGGAAAAGAAGUUAAAGUCUCCUACACAUCAAAGGUUUUCCUUCACCAAGAGCCAAAACACAGCAAUGGCAAUGCAGCCACUGAGGAGGUGACAGCACACAUGACAAAGACAUCAACCAGCAGAGCUGUGGAGCCUCAGGAGACGGAGGUCAUCCUGGAGACAGAGCAGCGUCUUGGUAAGAUCCGCCAGAGCCUCCAGGAGAAGGAGAGUCAGGAGCUGGAGCAGCUGAGACAUCGACAGGCCGAAGCUGAGCAGGAGCUGGAGGAGCUGAAGAGGAGGAGAGAGGAAAGACGCCGAGUCCGAGAGGAAGAGGAGCGUCGCAGGGAGGAGGAGGAGCAGCAACAGCUGACCAAAGAGGAGGAGGGGAGGAGACGGAUGAAGGAAGAUAUCGAGAGGAGAAGGAUGGAGGCAGCAGAGAGGAUGAAGAGCCUGAGUACGUCCAGUGUGGAUGGAGAUGAGAUGUUCAGUCCCUUUAGUCCCAAAGUUCCCACGCACAAGAUUACGGAGAGAACAGAGUCCCUGAACCGCUCACUGAAGAAAAGUAACAGCUUCAAGAAGACGCAGCCUCUCAUCCUGCUGUCCAAGAUUGAUGAUAAGCUGGAGCAGUACACUCAUGCUGUGGAGAACUCUCAGGAGGCCCGGACAGUGAAGGCAUCGCUGACCGACCUGCCCAACUCACCAGAGGUCGUAGCCUCCAAGAAGAACCUGUUUGAGGUUGGAGAGGCCUGGAGCCAGAGUCCCAGCAAGGCAGCCGCCUGCAAGGACACUGAGGGUCUGAAGGUGGGCGUGGCAAACCUGAUCACUCAGUGGGUCAGAGUCCCUUCAGACGGCAGCAGCAGACAGUCACCCUGCAGACCCGCUGAUGUGAAGCCUGGAGAUGUGAUGCAGAAGAAAAACAUGUGGGAGAUCAUUGGUGACUCUUCAGGGAGACCUGGGCAAAAAGUGAAGGGCUCGGCAGGGGGUAAAAAGUACAAAUUUGUCGUCACUGGGCACGGCAAAUAUGAGAAGAUUUCCUUGGAGGACAAGGAUCAAGCAGGGUUCACUAGCAGAAUGUCUGAUUUAGGUCAUGGUGAUUACUGAGAAGCUGUUUCCUCAGAUAGGCUCCUUCUUGAUCUCACAUCAACAUUUACUGGCGAUAAAGACAACGAGCAGGAGCAGAUCCUCAACUGUUCCAGUCUCAGUACUUCACUUAUGUGCCAUAAAUCAUAUGUUUCCACUCUCUUAGCUGAACACAUGCAACCAACAGCUAAAAUCCAAAGGAUUCAAUCAAUAAAUGGUUUGUAUUUGUCCAACUCACUCUUUGGUUUUUGCAUUUUCUGGUGUUCUGUUUCUAGUAUGCUAUACUGCGUGUGUGUGUGUGUGUGUGUGAACGGUAUAUAUAUAUAUAUAUAUAUAUAUAUAUAUAUAUAUAUAUAUAUAUAUAUAUAUAUAUAUAUAUGUGUGUGUGUAUGUAUGUGUGUAUAUGUGUAUGUGUGACUGUGAGCUUUACUGUUUAUUUUCUUCAUCAUUGCAGUUAUUAGGUAAAUCAUUCUUAAUAUUUUGUUGACCCUUGUAAUAUGGUGUUUGGGGACACCUGUCAGAUAAAAGUUUUUGUAAUACAAAAUGUUUACAUUUUCCAAUCAUUUAGAAUUAAUGAAUCACACUCUUAUACUGACUAUUCUGUACGUACACAUGGGCAAAAUAACAAUCUGAAAAAUCUGGGCUUGGGAGGGACAUACAUACAAAAACUGUAAAUGCAUUUCAUCCCAGUGACAAUGAUGAUGGUAGGAUGGGACAUGAAAAAGUCAUAAUUUGGCUCACUCUGUGCCACUAUGUACAUGAAAUGGACUUUGAUUUGCAACCUAUUACAAAAACAAUCUUUACGAUGCAUAAACCUGAUCAUUUAGACUGUAUUUCUUGUGUAUACUUUCAUUAACCCACUGGUGUCUCUGUACUACUGCAAACAUUGUUCAGUUUAAAUAUCAAUUUAUUGAGAUAUCUGCCUGUAUGUGCUUGUAACCCCUUUUUCUUGAAUAAAUUAAAAUCAUUUUCUACUA